This is a messenger RNA of Aspergillus neoniger CBS 115656, 1088 nucleotides long. Its product is annotated as ankyrin repeat domain-containing protein. Gene Ontology annotation, biological process: innate immune response. The transcript has a single exon. NCBI's taxonomy places the organism in Eukaryota, Fungi, Ascomycota, Eurotiomycetes, Eurotiales, Aspergillaceae. Gene Ontology annotation, molecular function: protein binding. Bases 48 to 932 code for a protein of 294 amino acids. Gene Ontology annotation, cellular component: cytoplasm. The record is from RefSeq and is a predicted model, not a curated record.
CUGCUCCCUGGGCAGAUCCUGACAACGGAGACGUGUUGUGCCCCUUCAUGACUCUUUCGCAAGUUUCCAGUCUAGUGCACGGAAGACUGCCUUCUUCCUUGGAGGAACCAGACGAGGAGGGAAUCUGGACUCCCCUCCAGCUGGCCGCUGCGCAAGGCAAUCUACCCGAAGUGAAGCUCCUUUUAUCUCAGCCAUCAAGCAACCCCAACGAACCCCCCCGAGGCUACUACGGCCAAACCGCACUUCAGGCUGCCUCGCUCAACGGCCAUCUUAAGGUGGUCGAGACGCUCUUAGCCGCCGGUGCCGAUGUGAAUGCUCCUGGGGGCAAUAACGGCGGCCGAACCGCCCUCACCCUCGCCGCUGGCGCUGGCCACUUCCAGAUCGUUCGCCAUCUGGUCGUUGCCGCAGGCGCGGACGUCAAGUACCCGGCACACAAAUACGUGGGGCGCACCGCCCUGCAGGCCGCAGCGGAGGGAGGCCAUCUCGAGAUCUUACAGUGGCUGUUACAACACCAGCCUGUCACAGAGAUCAACGCGCCCCCGGCAAACAACCGGGGUCGGACCGUGCUGCAGGCCGCGGCGUUUGGUGGCUAUGAUGAGAUGGUAGAGUUUUUACUUCACGUUGGUGCGGAGGUGGAUGCACCACCCUGCAGAUAUCAUGGCGUGACAGCCCUCCAGGCCGCGGCUUUUAACGGUCACCGCACCACCGUCCUUCGACUCUUGACGGCCGGGGCGGAUGUGAACGCUCCCGGAGGUCGGUAUAAUGGCUACACGGCACUGGCAGCAGCGGCAGAAGGCGGCCACGCAGACAUUGUGCGACUCUUGCUGGACGCUGGCGCCGAUGUGUCCAUGGCAUCCGGGAAUAAGAAUUGGACGGCGUUGCGGUUUGCGGUUUGGCGGGGACAGAAAGAGAUCGUGCAGCUUUUGGCCUAAAUGAAAGGAUAUACUACGACAGAUAAGUGAACGGAACACAGUUAUCUUACCAGGCAUGAGUUGUAGUAUAAGCCAUUGCAGCAAGCUAGAUGUAGUUAAGUAGUAGUAUAUAUUAGUGAUCAGAUAGUGAUUUUUAUUGCCAGUUGGAUCUCAAAC